CUUGCAAAGACUGUAGAAAUCCUACAGAUUGAAAACAAAAAUCUUAAAGAAUCUCAAGCCGAGCACGCAGUGCUUUUGGACGAACUCGACUCUAUUAAGACUGAAGUUAAAGUGACAAAUACAACUGUGUAUCAAUUGGCAGAGUCUGUUGACAUCAAUUCAGUGUUAACUCUCGGUCUUCGAGACGGCUUAGAGAGAACGAGAACCGCUUUAAACACAACUACACAGACAGUGGAUCUAUUACAAGAAAAGCGUAAAGAUACCCGCCCGGCCUUUUUAGCCAUCCUUUCAGACGAUAUAUCGGCAACAACAGCAGGAAAGGCGACUGUAUUUGACGAUGUUGUCACCAACAUCGGAUCAGCAUACAACGGCAAAACAGGCACGUUCACCGCCCCAAUAGAAGGCCUGUAUCUGUUCUCGGUCAAGAUCACCGGCUAUUAUAAAUCUACAGCUAGCAUUGGGACAACCGAUCAAUAUCAACUGAAAUUGAACAACAAUUUGUAUCUACGACUUUUUGCAGACGUGAACGCAAAAACACAUAAUUUUGAUUCUUCCAGUGUCGUUACCGUAAUGGAGCUUGGAAAAGGCGACCGCGUUCAUGUUGAGAGUCAGAGUUCAAAUACAUAUGUCGAAGGCAGCGAAAGGAACACUUUUUUUUCCGGAUUUCUUAUUGAGUGACAAGUAUUGUGCAUACUUCUUGUUUAUAUCUAUGCAUCUGGAUUACUUUAUGCAUGCAUUCUACGAUAUGCAAACAAUAACAAUAAUUUGUUGUUUACUUUCAUUGCUUUGUUGAAUAUUUAUUGCUUACUAUGCAAGUAUACAUAUGUUCUGUAUAUUUACUUUCGUUGAUAUGGCCUGGUCAGUAGCAAACCUUGAAACAAGAAUACAUUAUUUUAUACCGCACCUGACUUUUCAUUCAAACAAGUUCGUACAGUCAUCAUGAGCUAUUCCGUAAUGUUUUAUGUGAUAAUUCUAAUACGAUCCUCGCGUGAAGACUUAAAUAAGAGUUCACGUUUUCUCAAACGCCUGGGCGAGAUAUGCACUAUAAAAUAUAGUUGAAAGUCCUUGUUAGAAGACGCUAAGCAUUUCGCAGACUUUACUGAUGUAAAACAAAAUUUGUUCGGUAUAAUAAAUUAUUUUAUACCUAAUUUUUACGUUCAAUCGUAGACUAUCAUUCUCAAAAAGUGACUGUACAAUAUAUAUCCGUAUAGGGACACGCGCGCGAAAAAGAACUCCUGUAUUUUCCCCAUAUUGUACGAUUCACAGGUCCCAUAUUAAAUCAAUGAUAAAGACUGAAACGGGUUAAAGGUUCUGAAUGAAAGUUGGGAUCGACAGACGGUCUUAAAUUAGGGUGACAUAAAUUACCUUUAAUAACAAUGAUCAGUCCUUGUUUGUUGGCCAACACAACGUCAAAAUGGUGUAAACAUCUCAUAUCAACGCCUUUAUAAAUAUAAUAUACUUAUAAUAUAUGGAAGAAUGAAGGCAUAGUUUAACUAAGUUUAAAGUUACUUAACAAUGCUUUGUACAACACGCGUUAUAUUUGGGCUCAAGCACAGCUGUGAAAAUAAUAUUGGAUUCGCCAAACGGUAUUGUACAAAACAAUGGUAAAUGACCUAUAACUAUCGAGCACGUUUUGAUAUGACCAUAUUUUAUUUUCGGAAUGCUGAUACAAACUGUGCAACUUUUAAAUAAACAGUUAAGCUGCACUCUCGCAAAUUGACAAUUUUGACAACUUUUUCUUUUUAUUUUUUUGUCUUAAAAUGAGCCAAUUGUUAUUCAAAUGUCUUUAAACCUCUGAUAUAAGAAUAUUUACUAACGAGCAGAUCUCAGUAUUUCAUAUUUAAGUUCGAAUAUUGAUGUUUAAUGGCUGAAAGCUGAGAUUUGAUAUAUAUCGUUACUGACCGGCAUUAAUUGGAGGCAGUAAUAUUUAUGCGAAAAGCUACAGAAACAAUCUCAGUAGCAAAUCAUUUAAACAUAAACCCGGUUUAAUGGCACUGGCUAAAACCAGCUGAUUCGGUGGCAAAAUAAAAACAUGUAAAAACUGUUGUCAAUUUGUAAGAGGGCAGCUUUAAAAUACCUAAACAAGAUAUAUUUAAAUUGCAUCUGCUUUUAUGUACUAUUGAUUUCGCCCUUAAUUUGCUAAUGUGUCUGGAAACCUUACGUACAAAACUGGGUUAGAGCGAGCAACUUCAUUAUCAUUUAUGAUAGGUUACGAUAAUGGUAUCGAGUGAAACAUAUUCGCCAUUAUGAUUCACUAACAUAAUUUCGUUUUUAGACGCAUUUGAGCAUCACGUAAUUAUACUUGAUUGUUUUUUUUUAUGUCCUUAGAAUUGGUUAAUGCCAAUGUGCUUAGGUGCCUUGUUCAGUGUGUUUAAUUAAAAUAGCACAACACAAACAAAAGAACGCCUUAUAGUUUGCAACGCACUAUUUUACUUGUUAGAAAUGUGUUUUUUUUCUUAAAUUCAUGUGGAUGUUCAAGGAUACAUUGUCAGUGCCAGCGCUUAUUCGUUCAUUGUUCUAAUUUAAGUGAGAUGUUAACAUUAUCUAUCUAUAAUUUUGGUAGCAUGCAAUACACAGGGUGUGUCAGUUAUGAAUUGAAGAUUACAACUGUUUUUCUUAAAAACACUAGAGAACAUAAAGAGCUUUAUAUGAGAAAUAACAUGUAUGCAAUUAUUAUUUCUAAACGAUGAUUGAAUAGUAUGAAUAUAUGACUCAUUUUAUACGUUCCAGUUUGAAAAUCGAUAUUGUCAAUCAAAUGUUUUUGUUGAAAACCUUGAGCAACACACUCAGGUCUCCGAACGCAAGAAAACUUCUUCCUUUGCUAUAUAUGUAAACAGUCACGUUUUGCAUCGUCAACAUAUGACGAAGUUGUCUGUCAAUUUAGAAAGCAGUCAAAACUAAGGUGAAGUGGUAUCGGGAAUAGAGGAGGCCAAUGAGGGUGUUUCUUUUGAAAAAGAAAAGCUGUAUAAAUAAAUAAUAAAAAAAUAUAUAAUGAAAUUGUACACACUAUUGAUCUUUACACACUAUUAGUAACGCGGCCCUUUAAUCGAAAUGAUUGCACCACUUAUCAAUGGUCUCGAACCGCAAUGGAAUCACCUUCUCGUACGAAGAAACCGUCGCGUGUGGUCUUCCGGAGUGUAUUCUAGCUUUAACACCGUACAACUUAAGCAUAAAACAUUGUUGUUAUAAUGCUGCUGUCAUGUUCACAAAUGAUUUUUUUUCCUGCAUUGAAUGUCUGUCAUUACUCAAUGUUAAAGUAGUUAUUUAGGAACCAUUUAGCAAUAUGUAAAGAAUACAACAAAUAAGCAGAAACAGUGCAAUGUAAUCAUGUAUUAAAAAGGACAUUCAAAGGGAUUGAUCCUACAGAUGUUCCAAUCUCAGUUACGGCCCUUUCUUAAAACGUGACAUGAAGUAAAAAAAAGAUUAAGGUUCAUUUAAGCACAUCAUUAAGAAUGUAAAUAAUGUGUUUUGAGUUUUGUGAUAUGUUUUUUUGUUAUAGAAAAGAGUACUGCUGUUUGUAAACCUUUUUACUUACAAAUUUACUAUAAAUCUAAUACGGGCCAUGUUUUACAACGAAACGUGUAAAAUUAUAUUUGCAAUCUCCUUACUUUAAUUCCUUUUGCAACACACCGAUAAACAGUGACUGCAUGCGCAAUUGUCUAUUUUUAAUAAUGUUAUUUCAUGUUUCACCUUUUUGUGUAUACAUGCACUUGUUUGUGUUUACAUUUUUCACAGUUGCCCAUAUUUUAAGUAUUAUUAGAAUAGUGUUUUCAUUUAGUUGUAUAUGUUUUA
Molecule: messenger RNA, 3792 nt
Organism: Mya arenaria
Lineage: Eukaryota; Metazoa; Mollusca; Bivalvia; Myida; Myidae
Product: cerebellin-3-like
Exons: 2
Molecular function (GO): protein binding
Source: RefSeq, a predicted model, not a curated record